Messenger RNA from Metopolophium dirhodum (rose-grain aphid), 2125 nucleotides. RefSeq lists its product as uncharacterized. Lineage: Eukaryota; Metazoa; Arthropoda; Insecta; Hemiptera; Aphididae. Bases 1019 to 1801 code for a protein of 260 amino acids. The transcript is spliced from 2 exons. The record is from RefSeq and is a predicted model, not a curated record.
CUUUGCAAAAUAAGGUUUAUGCUCGUCCAGUUUAGUGAUAUUUACAAUAAAAACCAUGAUUUCUUAUAAAGUGUUUAUGACAUUAACUGUUAUAUUUAUAAUAAGCUGUAAAGCUGGUAAUGUAGAAGACGGUGAAAGUAAGUAUACUGAUUUUAUACGAGUGAAAUAAAAUAAAUGACACAAUUUAUUUGUAUAAAAAAUCACGGGGAAUAGGAAGUUCCUACACGAGAGUAGCAGGUACAUACGUUAGUUCCUACACGGUACAAUAUGAUGAUUAAAAAAUAUAAUACAAAUUGCAAAAAUAUAAAUUUUUUUAUGAGAUUUAUUUCUAUAGCCUAAACAUUUAACAAAACCGUAUUUACACAAUCGUAACCACAAUUAGUAAAAAAAAACCAAAAUCAGUAAAAAAUCCACCGAAAAAGAAGAAUUCAUAAAUGAAGAAAUUUCAGAUUAUACAACGAACAAAAUUAAUCAAUACAAUUUUGUUAAGUUUUUAAGUUAUAGAAAUAAACCUCAUAAAAUAUAAAAUUUCGUAUUAUGUGAUUUUUAUUAUAUUUUUUAAUCAUGUUUGCUGGUACGGCAGAUGGUAUAUUGCUCCCACCUUAUACUGUUUAUAAGGCAAAAACAAUAUCUGACAGUUGGCGCUUAGGUGGUCCAAAAGGAUCAAGAUAUGCAUCAAGCCAAUCUGGAUGGUUUGACAGUUACUCAUUUGAUGACUGGAUUAAAAGUAUUGCUAUACCAUACUUGAAAAAAUUACCUGGGAGAAAGAUAUUAAUUGGUGACAAUUUAUCCAGUCACAUUUUAAUGGAAUCAAUUAAAGCUUGUAAAGAACAUAAUAUUUCAUUUGUUUUUUUACCUGCAAACUCUACUCAUCUUACCCAGCCACUUGAUGUUGCCUUUUUUAGGCCACUGAAGUGUCAUUGACGUAUUAUAAUGGAAAACUGGAAAAAUGGGGAUGGAAGGAAUGAGUGUUCGGUAGGUACCUAAAGAUCGUUUUCCACGACUUCUCAAUAUUUUGAUGAAAAAAAUAUCAGAAAAUUGUGCUAAUAAUUUAAAAUCGGGUUUCGAAAAAUGUGGAAUAUACCCUCUAAAUCGUGACAAGGUAUUAAAUAUGUUGCCAGUAGAAUAUGAUGACCCAGAUGUUUCUGAUCAUGUCAACAGUAGUUUAAAAGAAUUUUUAAAAACUAUGAGAAGUCCUGAAACAACAAAUGUGCGUCAAAAGAGAAAAAAAUUGAAUGUUCAACCAGGACAAAGUGUUGAGGUUGUGAGGAGUUCUAAUUCUGAAUAUGGAGAUCAAUCUGAUUCUUCCAGUACAGUUGACCAACCAGAAGAUGUUGUUGAUUCUAUUAUAUCCCCAGCAGUAAUUUCAGAUGAUAGCUCAGAUGAAGAAGAUGAUAGCUCAGAUGAAGAAGAUGAUGGUGAUGUAAAUAUUGAGACUUUACCACAUAUUAUAAAAUACAAUCAACGUUUUGACAAUGUCCAUCCUAUUUCUCAAAUGGCUGAUGUAAAAGAUGGAAUGUGGUUACUAGUUAGUUUCGAGGUCAUAUCAAAAAAAACAACAACUAGUAAGAAAAUUUAUAAGUAUUAUAUUUGUAAAGUUUUAAAAUGUGAUCAUGGUGAGCUUAUUGGUACAUCUUUAAGAAACAUCAAUACAAGAGACCAUUUUGGAUUUAUAUAUGGGUUCCCAAAUGUUACAGACGAAUUUACAUUUAGUUUCUUCCAAAUAAUUGGUAAGCUGGAUGACCCUAAACCAUAUAAAAGAGGUUUAUUUAAAUUUAAAAUUAACUACAAAUCAUUAUAAGUAUUUGUUAUAUAAAUUGUACAUUUGUACUUACCUAUAUUCUUAAUACCAAGGUGGGUAUGUUUAAAGUAUCCAAAGAAGACUUUACUUUAAUAAGUUAAUAUAAGAAAAAUAAAGGCUAUUAAAUUCAAAGACUGAAUUUAUUAUUUUAUUUGUUAAAUUGUUUAAAAUGUUGUUUUGUAAGUUUAUAUAAUUAAAUUAGUUAAUAUAAGAAACUUAAAAAGACUAUUAAAUUCAAAGACUGAAUUUAUUAUUUUAUUUGUUAAAUUGUUUAAACUGUUGUUUUGUAAGUUUAUAUAAUUAAAUUAGUUAAUAUAAGAAACU